GGCUCCCGGCUGGAUUCAAACGCGGCGCGGAGCCGGCGCGGCCGCGCCCAUGGAGCCGCGGCUGGUGGGGCCCGGGCCGUACCGCGCCACCCGCCUGUGGAACGAGAUAAUCGAGCUCUUCCGUGCUGGGAUGCCCUUACGGAAACAUCGCUGUCGUUUCAAGAGCUACGAGCGAUGCUUCAAAGCCUCGGAGGCAGUGGAAUGUUUGCAUGAGCUGCUUGGCUCUAACCAAAAUUUUGGCCCAGAAGUGACUCGCGAUCAAACGGUUAAGCUGCUUAAAAAAUUCCUGAAAAAUCAUGUAAUCGAAGAUAUUAAAGGAAGGUGGGGCAAAGAGGACUUUGAAGAUGAUGGCCGUUUGUAUAGAUUUCCUCCUUCCUCGCCACUGAAGUCAUACCCAAAGAAACUUUCAUGUGGAAAGGAAGUAAUUAAAUUUCCAGACUGGAAUGAACCAAGGGCUGGCCCUUCUCAAGAACCCAUCCCAGUGAAAUCCGUCGCAAUGAACUCUGAGAUGUGGUACAAGCGACACAGCAUAGCUAUCGGGGAAGUACCAGCAUGCAAACUUGUGUUCCGCAGAGAACUAACACAAACAAAUAUAGAAGAGAUAUGGAAAUCCAUGACUUUAUCACGAUUACAAAAGGUGUUGGGUUUGGAUUCUCUGGAUGAAGUGUUAGACACAAAACUUGUGAAUUCAAAACAUAUAGUUCAAAAUGUAUAUAAUGUCAAUAAGCAAGGCAUUGUCACUUUAGAGGACAAAUCAAAGGAACUACCUCAUUGGAUAUUAUCUGCAAUGAAAUGUCUAGUAAAUUGGCCCAGCUGUUCAGAUCUGAAGCAGCCUACAUACUCAGGCUUUGAAAGAGAUGUCUUCAAAACGAUAGUGGACUACUUUAGCCAGAUGAAAGAACCUCUUCUCACAUUUAAUUUUUUUGAUGUUUUUGUUAGUGUGUUAGGACUGCUGCAAAAACCCAGCAAGGCUGUAGAAGCUCUUCAGAUAUCUUGCCUCCUACUGCCGCCAGAAAAUAGGAAAAGACUACAGCUUUUGGUGAGAAUGAUGGCAAGAAUUACUCAAAACCAGGAUUUGCCACGUCUUUCUGAAUCAGUGAGGACCAGAACUUUGAUGGUUCAGGCAUUUUCCCGUUGUAUUCUCUGCUCAAAGGAUGAAAUAGACUUGGAUGAACUUCUUGCUGCUAAACUAGUAUCUUUUCUCAUGGAUAAUUAUCAAGAGAUCUUAAGUGUUCCUUCUGCUUUAAAGUCUUCCAUAGAGGAUCAUGUUGUACAUCUCCAGAGAGUCCAAAUAAAAUAUGCUGGGGCUGAUAGUGAUGCAACACUUCCUCCUCCAUCAUUUUGUCACCAAAUCACUGCGGGUGAAUUUGAAUACCAAAGGGCAACUGGCUCUCAAGAACCACUGGCAGCUUUGUUGGAAGAAAUUGUAAUGAAUAAAGAAAUAUCUGUGAAGGAUAAAAAGAAGCAGCUCAAGCAAUUUCAGAAAUCUUACCCUGAAGUGUACAGAGUACGAUUUCCUAGCCCUGAAACCGAAGCGAUGCUAUUUCCUGAAAAAACUAAACAGAAACCACCAAUACUGAUGUGGGCCUUAAAAAAGCCUUUUCAGCCGUUUCACAGAACCAGAAGCUUUCGGAUGUAAAUGGUUUGAAAUAUAUCAGCAAACAAACAGAGACACAGUGUAUUGUCAAUGGAUCUCAUGCAAAAGGAGCCUGAGCAGCAUAUGGUUACUCAAAAAGAACCUACUGGGGAUACUGCUAAGAUCAUAGAAAAUGUUGAAAGAAGAGGAGAGUAUUGAGGUUGUAGUAAUGUGAACCUCUAUCAGUAUUUUUGUAAAGCAUUAUUUUUUUAAAUGUCUGUUACUUUAAAACAAGCAAAAAAACAGAAAAAAAACUAAACAAACAAACCCACCGCACACUCAAGGGGAUUAUUCUAUAUAUGGGUGAUAAUGUACACUUGCUGUGGUUUGUUUUGACUAUAAUUUUAAGGCCUAAAUGUAUUUGAAUGUAAUGUAUUCUUUGUAAUUAGUCAACAGCUUUUUUCCCUCCCUGAAAAUGAGUGUCUUGCAUAAACUAGGCUGUAUCAGUGCACAUAUAGUGUGAGGAAUUAACUUACUGUACAUGCUUGAAUAAGUAUGAAACACUGGAUUUUGCUUUGCUUUUUGUGAGAGAUUAAUAUUAAAAGUUAAUGAUGCAAUCAAUUGGCUGUUUGCACCCCUCAACCACAGGGGAAGGGGAGUGUUUUUGGGUAUGUGGUUAUGCAACUUUUUGGUCUGCCCAGGUGCAGAGGGGAUGAGCACCCAUCACCAGAGGAUGACCAUGACAAACCCACCUUUAUGUAGCAGCAAGCUAGGGUUUGAGACAGAUAAGGGAAAACACCUCCAAGAAGCAUAUCCUGCAAUGUUGCUGGUUUGCUGGUUUUUAUCAUGCCAAUUUCCUCCCUUACACAACUGGCUCAGGCAGAAGAUUCUCUCCCAUCCUGAGAAGUACAGGAACAUUCACACUUAGGCCUGAGGGUGUUUAUUCCUUCUGUUAAGGCAGAACUGGCUCAACUAAGCUGGCAUGACAGGUGGGUUGUGUCUGCCUCCAGACUUAUUUCUUGGGCCUGCCGCCAGAGGACUGCAAAUGAUCCACAGUGGUGCAAGAGAUAUUGUAAAACUCCUCCCUGAGGAGAAAUACCUUGGCAUUCCCACCUGAACCUGUGGAACCGAUUGGACUUUGGGUUUCAGGGAUUUCCCUUGGCCGUAAUGGAUUGAAAUUUUAACUGUUACUUGAACCACUGGACAUCUAAAUUGCAACAAUCAGGUUUCAUAGGGUGGUGAUACCUUUCCUCUUCACUAUCUGUUCUUAUUCUUUCUUUUUAUUUUCCCUGUAUAUUUUCUCAAGUGUAAUCAUUUUACUUUUAUAUUGCUCUAUUUCUAUAGAUAAUAACCAAAUCUGUUACAUAUUUCCUCUCCGUUUUAACUAAAUUAUUCCAAAAUGAACCUGUUAUCUGUCUGCCCCUCUGUCUGUCUAUCUGUCUAUCUAUCUAAUCUUUUGAUUUAUAAAACCUCCACCAUGCAUUCAGUGUUGCAUCACUCUAGUGUGCCCUGAGGGAUCUGUUGACAAGAACAUCAGUUAACCUGCCUCAGGGGCAGAUUGUAACAUUGCUGACCCUAACAUGGCAGAUUUAUUUUUGAAAAGUAGUUCUCAAUUUCCUGAUUCAUAUGGUGCAUUACAGGUUGAGUGUCCUUCCUUUCAAAUUCCAUUAACUUUUUGUAAUUCUGACCUAUUCUGAUAGGCAACCCAGCCUUUUCCUCCUAUUUUCUUACUGCAAAUUGUACAAAGCUGGGUGCUUGACAAUAGAAUGUACUUUAUCAGAAAAUUUUAAAGCCUUGAGGUUCCUCUAAAAAUGGAAUUCAGAUAUUGAAGUGGCAUUGUAGCGUACAUGCAUUUAUGGAUUUGAUUAAUUUUGCAUUAUGAAAUCUAGUGUGCCUAUAUCCUGAUUGUACAUAUUGUAGUUGAU
Molecule: messenger RNA, 3501 nt
Organism: Zonotrichia leucophrys gambelii
Lineage: Eukaryota; Metazoa; Chordata; Aves; Passeriformes; Passerellidae
Gene: DEPDC1B
Product: DEP domain containing 1B
Exons: 11
Coding region: 50-1639 (529 amino acids)
Biological process (GO): positive regulation of Wnt signaling pathway; intracellular signal transduction
Source: RefSeq, a predicted model, not a curated record